UGAGCUUCUUAUUCCGAAAGGACCUUUUUUCUGUCCUUCUUUCUGUGUGACGGGCUGUUUGGAACAGCUGUUUCUCCUGGAUGGUUGCUUUGAUAGACCGAGUGACGGAUCAAGCGGAUGACGUAUCAUAUAUCCAGGCUCGUAAAUGAUAUCGCGAAUAUUCCGUGGGGAAAAUGAGAAUGUCGCGGUCAAACGCAGACGGCAAAUCGACACUCUGAAAAUCUUUAAUGACAAUGUAAUAGAACUCAGAGAAAAUGUGGACUAUCAGGUGGAAUUCCAGGCUGGCGAGAGACGAAUGGCUAUUGUGGUUUCUUUAUCGCCAAACUUUCCACUGGAGAAACCAGUACUCAGAGUUUCCCCACCGAUAAGUCAUCCUUGGUGCAACGAGCACAGUGAAAUCACUAGUGCGCCAGGAUUAUUAAACUUUUCAGUACAUAGUGAUCUCGGCCGAGUUGUCCAAGUUAUUAUCAGAGAAUUCAGUAAGAAUCCUCCGCAAUUGCUGGAGGAUAUUUCACCUGGCUCAACAAAAUCUCACAGAGACUUGCAGGAGAGGAACUCGCCAUCUUAUUCGCUUCAGCAGUAUCCUGUUGAGAUCCCGUCAACGUCGUUCAAUUCGUAUUACAGCACGCAGUAUCCGCAUCUGUCGUCCUCCAGUGCGAACACGUGCGUUUAUAAUUACAACUACACAAAUUCGGGACAGACGUACGUCUCGGAUUCGAAAUCGUUCGGCGGCACGUCGCAUCACUCGGCGUACAUUCCGAGCUCGAGAAACAGCUCUCUUCACAAUGCCGCGUCCACGCAUUACACCUCGGCUCAACGCGGAACGUCGUACUUGAAUUCGCAUUACGUUAACGCGAAUUAUCAGCCGCCGUUGCUGAGUCAGCCGCAGACGAAAGUUCCGCAGAGCUUGAUAUUUCCCGAAUUGAACAACUUGAGUAACGAGGAACUGAAGAAGCUGAGCGAGGACGACGACAGACUCGAUGAAUUUCUGGAGAAACAUUCCCAAAUUAAAGAAAUCAAUACGGCAAUCGAGGAUGCUAUGGAAUGGGUUGAAAAAACUGCCGAAGCCAACGCAGCCAAAGAACCCGAGCUGAAGCAGCUGCAAGCCGACGUAGCGGACAAGGUGAAGACAGUGGCGGUGUUGAAAGCCAGAUACGAUCAUCUCAUACAACGAUAUAACAAACUGUCCGAGGUCUUUACGCCGGAUCACAUAAAAGAUUGUCUGAGACGUGCGGCCGACGAGAGUCACGAGGAGAGCGAGAAAAUCGCCGAGGAUUUUCUCAACCGGAAGAUCGAUGUCGAACGUUUUCUCAGCACGUACAUCGAGUGCCGGAAACUGGGCCAGGCAAGACGAACCAAGGAGGAGAAACUGGCGCAUCAACUGAACGAGUUGAAACGAGCCGGCUUCUGAGAUGACAUAUUCAUAAAAAAAAAAUUUUUUUUUCUAUGAAUCGAACAAAACAAAAAAAAAAAAAACAAAAACUCUUGUAAAUAAGACUUAGUUAAAUUAAAUCUUCUUUGCGAGUUUGAAUUUAUAUUACCAAAUAUCUCUAAUGUGGCUCUAGAGAAACUACGGAAGAAUUCGCUUACAUAUAUAAAAGUACACGCUACGUCCUAAAUUAUUUUAAAUCGUCGCCUAGCAUUCCAACCGAAUUGAAACACUCACACAUAAUAAACGUAAUAUACACACGCAAAGUGGCGCUAAACGCAAGUGAUUAAAACUCAAGAGUGCUUUAAGAUUAACCUCUAUGAAAUACGAUUAUUGCUGUGUGUUUCGGACUCGAUUCGAACGAGAUAAAUCAGAAACGUAUGUAGUGAACGGCUGAGUCCGCGCUGAAAAAACCCGUGUAACAAAUCGAAAAGCAAAAAAAGAAACAAAAACAGAAGAGUACUUAUUUCAUAGUGAAAACAACAUGGCUUUAAUUAUGUUAGUUUUGCACACGUGUGUGACACGUACCCGUCGCGAUCAACUCCAGCAGAGAUACGUUUUUUACUGGUGUAAAUAAAAAAACAAAAACAAAAAAAAAACAAAAAACAAAAUGCGCAGGGAUGUAAUUAUAUAAAAUCAAUUUUUUGAAGAAAAAAAAAUUGCUAUUCGGUGACGUUACGUUUUUUUUAUUAUUUAUCCUGUGUGAAUGUUCCUAAACGCUGUAACAUAUAUUUGAAAACUGUAUAGAUACAAUGAAGAGACGAAAGCAAAACACUGUUGAAGAGAUUUGAAAUUUCCCUUGUCCUUUCGUAAAUGUCUAAAAAAAAAAAAAAAGAAAAAAAA
Molecule: messenger RNA, 2272 nt
Organism: Pseudomyrmex gracilis
Lineage: Eukaryota; Metazoa; Arthropoda; Insecta; Hymenoptera; Formicidae
Gene: Vsp37A
Product: vacuolar protein sorting-associated protein 37A
Exons: 5
Coding region: 146-1411 (421 amino acids)
Biological process (GO): protein targeting to vacuole; ubiquitin-dependent protein catabolic process via the multivesicular body sorting pathway; protein targeting to membrane
Cellular component (GO): ESCRT I complex
Source: RefSeq, a predicted model, not a curated record